Messenger RNA from Lates calcarifer (barramundi perch), 2445 nucleotides. RefSeq names its product protein phosphatase 1, regulatory subunit 3B (gene ppp1r3b). Gene Ontology annotation, cellular component: protein phosphatase type 1 complex. Bases 568 to 1413 code for a protein of 281 amino acids. The record is from RefSeq and is a predicted model, not a curated record. Gene Ontology annotation, biological process: regulation of glycogen biosynthetic process. Lineage: Eukaryota; Metazoa; Chordata; Actinopteri; Centropomidae. The transcript has 2 exons. Gene Ontology annotation, molecular function: protein phosphatase 1 binding; glycogen binding.
CAGAGACUGAGACCAGAUCAAACUAAAUGUUUGACUUCAACACACUACACUGUGUAUGUGUGUGUGUGUGUGUGUGUGUGUGUUGGGGGUGGGGGGGACGCUCCUGACCCCGCCGCUCCGUCGAUCACUCUGCCGGCGUCCUCUCUGAUUGGCUGUCUGCAGGUGUUCACGUGAACUCUGGGUGGUUUUCGAAGCCUCGAGACAAAAAAAGUUCAGCGAGUGAAGGAGACGGAGAGAGGCUCGCGAGCUGAACGGAGAGCUUCCGCGUCAUCAGACGGUAACGAUGCGUUCACACUGAGGCUGCACCGAGAACCACCCAGUGCCCCGGAGAGCCGGUCCACGGUCCUCAGGAGCGGCUCCAGGUCCAGGACUCAGUGCGGACAGGUUCCUGUGGUUCCGCGUGCGGUACAUUUCCGAGAAGCCAAUUAAAACCGAGCGGUGACUGAGACUGAGGGAGCAGGGAGGUGGAGGAGGUGGAGGAGGUGGAGAGCCGCGGACAGGAGGAGGUCUACAGAGGGACAAAGAGGACACGGCGGGACGGUGUGAGUGUUUCCUCUGGAGAUCACCAUGCCAAUCGACAUGGCUCUACCUCUGUAUUUGACCAAAGAGGAGUUUGUCUACAGGAACAAACCUGCUCUGAGCUCCUGCCUGAGGUUUGAGCCUUCGCACCGCGUGGAUCUCAUUGAGCCUGAGGACGGACGAUCCUCCACCAGGAACACAAGGAAAGCUAAAAAGCGGGUGACGUUUGCUGAUCACAAAGGCCUGUCUCUGACCAAGGUGAAGAUCUUCUCCGAGUUCGACGACCCCAUCGAUAUUCCUCUGAACAUCCAGGAGAUGCUGAACUCGGCUCUGUCUCUGACGGCUGAGGAGGACAAACUGGUCCUGGACUUCUCCCAGCCCUCCUCAGACUACCUGUGCUUCCGUCAGAGCCUGGAGAGGAACUACGUCUGCCUGGAGCACUGCGUCCUGAAGGAGAAGGUGUUCGCAGGAACCGUUAAGGUUAAAAACCUGUCCUUUGAGAAGUCGGUGAAGCUGCGGGUGACCUUCGACUCCUGGAAGAGCCACACUGACGUGGACUGCGUCUACGUGAAGGACACGUAUCCCAGCUCGUACAGCGACACCUUCUCCUUCGAGGUGUCUCUGCCGGACGAGCUGCAGCGUCACGAGCGGGUGGAGUUCGCCAUCUGUUACGAGGUGGACGGGCGCGAGCACUGGGACAGCAACCAGGGCACCAACUACAGGAUCGUCUGGUCGUCCGUGAAGAGGAGCCAUCAGGACGCCUGCAGCCGCCGCACGGACUCCUUUGACUUUGGGAUUCACUUCGACAGAUUCGGCAGCCCCACCUGUUCACACGGGAUCUUCCCCGAUUGGCCGAGUUACGCCGGAUACGAGAACAUCGGGCCGUACUACUGAACGUUGGUGUGGCUGAUUUUAAACCUGUUGCUGGAUGAAGAGUUGCACCUUUAGAUGGAAAUGUUUCUGAGAUAUCAGGACUAAUAUAUCAUGAAAUACUCAUCACAGUUUCUCAGGGUGUUUGUCUGAUCAACCAAACCUCAGAGGAAACCCUGGCAGCAGCAGACCUUCUGUUUUAAAUGAUGAUGUGGACUGACUUCAGCUGCAGAGAGGCGUUCAGAGUCUGUUUCACCUCCUCUCUGCAGACGGACUUGUCCUCCUGUACGAUGUGUGAUGCUGCGACAGAUCGAAGACGAUCAGCAGCUGAAAUCCUGGUUCUGGUUGAGUUUCUUCUGCUCUUUAUAAUCAGAGUUUAUCUGCACUGAACCAAACAAUAUUUUCUAUAAUGGCCGUGAAUGUGACUGUAGGUAAAUUCAUUCAUCACAUUUCCUGUUUUUCUUUCUCUUCAUCUGACUGUCUCUGCAGAGAAACAGCUGCUGGUAUCAGUCAGGCCACUAAACCAGCAGCUCCAUUCAUUAUUCUCCUCAGGGUGAACUGAGUAUCAGCUCUGACACAUGGUCUCAGUUUCCUGCAGAACCCACAGAGAUCCAGUCCUCGGACCACACCUCACAGCCUCCUCCUGAAGUCACAGUUUAAUAUUUCACAGGAUUUCCCAACAGCUGGAGUUUAUCUGCUUUCUCUUUCACAAUAAAACGUUUCAACACUGAUCACUGAUUGAUCCAGUGUGUGUGGUCGGUGCAGCUGCUGUUUUACUGUUGAAACACUGGAGGGUGUGUGGUGAUGAUCAGACUGACACUAAAUAUUCAUGUUGAUAUGAAUGUUCCUCUGUGUUUCAGAGUGAUGUGUUCACUGUUUGCACAAAACCAAAAAGAAACUACUUUUUUUUCUUGUGAUGUUUGUAAUUUAGCAUUAGCAUCAUUAGCAUCGUGUGUUUUUAUUGUCUGUGUGUGUUCACCUGUUCCUCUGCUUCAAUGUACAUUUUAAAAAAGUAAUUUAACAGAUGCUGCUCAAUAAAGUCGUGUUAUAAGCUGG